AUGGCUGACGAAAGUCUAGCACCAGAACUGGUGUCUCUUAUCUUACAAAAUGUUGACUCACCUCGCGGUCUCCACGACCUGAUUGCAGCAUCGCCUGCCUGUUUGCGAGUCUUCUUACAAACGCCAUAUCUCAUUCUUUCAGCUGUGGUGCGAAAUGCAUUACCAAGUGGGACGAUCAAACAUUAUCUCGCUGCUUCGCAAGCCCCUCAACGUCAGACUAGGGAUGAGAUAUUGUUGUUCCUGGAUGAAUACUUCAGUGACUCUUCGCCAUUCAAAUUUCCGGCAAACCGGACAGAUCUUGUAUCGUUUUGCCAACUUUACCAUCGUGUAGAUUAUCUCGUCAACCUGUUUUUGCAUCAGAUGCAGCAACUUGGGUUUGACGAAUCGAUACUUGCGCCUUCAUCUUCCGAAUCUACUCGACUUCACAGAGCGUUUCUACGAUAUGAAAUCUACUGCAGCGUCUUUGCACCCCAUGACAUUGAACCAUGGGAGCAUCCUUUACUGUUCCAUCAAUUCUCUGGUAUUGAACAGUUCGAUCUAUUCUUGAGGCAACUGACGCCAUGGGAGGUAGAGGAAAUGGCCUGUGUCCAAGUAUACUUUGCCCUUCUCACAGGCGGCUAUAUUAGUCAACUUGAGGAGCAGCUCAUUGAAGCUGUCAAGAACGCCCCUGGGCUUGUAUGGCCAUCAUCUCCAGACUCAAAAACAGGAGAAGAAGCCGACAAAAAGGAAGAGGAAGAGAUGGUGAGCAAGCGAGACGACAUGAGGGAAUUCAAAAACUUAGAUCUCACCAGUCUGUUGUUAUUCUCCAAAGACGGCAUAUAUAGUUCCCCGGAUAGUAUCACCCACAUGACCUCUCUGGGCCUUGACUUCAUCUAUUUGCUCUGUAAAUCAGAGGACCGAAGGUCCGAGUUGAUUCGUUCGAACUCUCCGGACUACCGCGAGUUCCUGCCGGAAGCCCUCAACCACUCGACGGCAUGGACACCAGAGGACCAAUAUCAGGGUAUCUCUGUGGAAGAAACAGACUCGCUAGAUGAUCCAUCACGCGAGAACCUCGGCUUCAUCUUGUUCGGAAAGAAUGACAAUAUGGGAACGGCAUAUCUACCUAUCGAUCCAACAGGUUCUCACUACUCAAUACUUAGGCGACUCGGUUACGUCUUCUGGGACUCUUGGAGAAUACAAUCUCCUGAAAUAUCUGAUAGACUUAAGGCGGUAGAGAAGAUGACAUAUGAUGAAAUACACGAGUUAUUUAAUAGGCCAUGGCGAAAGGGAGCUGAGGCUAGGCUUCAGGGGGUAAAGCUCCCACGAGAUCAGUUUGAGAAGAUCGAAAGAGAAUUUGGAUACAUCGAAGACGCUGAAGAUUCGGACUCUUUAGCUCGUGCCCCCCCUCCAAAACCCUUUAUGAAUUAA
Fusarium oxysporum Fo47 is the source of this 1407-nucleotide messenger RNA. RefSeq lists its product as uncharacterized. The record is from RefSeq and is a predicted model, not a curated record. Lineage: Eukaryota; Fungi; Ascomycota; Sordariomycetes; Hypocreales; Nectriaceae. The coding region runs from base 1 to 1407 and encodes 468 amino acids. The transcript is spliced from 3 exons.